Messenger RNA from Osmerus eperlanus (European smelt), 3201 nucleotides. RefSeq names its product LIM homeobox 2b (gene lhx2b). The record is from RefSeq and is a predicted model, not a curated record. Lineage: Eukaryota; Metazoa; Chordata; Actinopteri; Osmeriformes; Osmeridae. Gene Ontology annotation, biological process: regulation of transcription by RNA polymerase II; neuron differentiation. The coding region runs from base 824 to 2101 and encodes 425 amino acids. The transcript is spliced from 5 exons. Gene Ontology annotation, cellular component: nucleus. Gene Ontology annotation, molecular function: DNA-binding transcription factor activity, RNA polymerase II-specific; RNA polymerase II transcription regulatory region sequence-specific DNA binding.
GAGACAGUGGAACAGUGAUAGGGCGGCUCGACACUUGCUUUAACUGAAUGUAUACUCAACUCCUCCUCCUCGAUUACUCACAUGCAGCUUUCCUGGCAAAGAGAAAAAACUGCAUACGAAACCAGCUUUCUCAGACCUCAAAAAGGAUCUAAUUGCGAGCACCAACAGCUUUUGUUUUCUAGAAAAUAAUAUAGAUGUACUAAGAUACAAUCAAACGCUGCGUUGCCACCAACUUGGACUCCAGUUAGACCUUGAUGAGGAGGCACCCACAAGGAGACGCACGCGCCGACAUCUAAAAAAUGAUUCUAUGUUUUUGAUUUCUUUGCUAUCAGUUCGUUUGGAAAAUAUUUUGUUGUCACAGUGAAACGCUAAACGAUUGCCGGUUCAGUGGCGCAAACCAGAGAUCAUCUGGCUCUGAAAACAAACAAAUCGUUUCCCAUGCCCUGCAAAUUAUUUUCAUCCAAAUUCUGGUGAGGAGAAGGGACCGGUACCAGACCCAUGCAAGAAGAGCUUCGCUAGCUGGUAUGUUUUAAUGAUCGUCUUAGCAAUCUGCAAUUGUUGGUCUCCUUGACAUUACUCGCAUGAUAACAAAGUAUUGAUUGUAUCAGCUCCUAAUAAUCACACGAAUAAACGUCGGAGUCUGCACGUUUAUUAAUUAAUCAAUCAAUCAAAUCUUUGUUAUAAUGAGAGCUGCAGAGAUUCGGAUGGUGAUUUCCAUUGGCAAAUGAUACAGUGUGGCGAACACGUGUCCAUUUUUGCCUCUGAUUUUUUUUGAUCUGGAAUUCUUACUUGUCGCACCGAGAGGGGAAUAACCUGACUGCAAAUGCACGGGCUUGGUUUGCGUCUUAAGGAAAUCUUGGGUUGCAGAUCUGAAGAAAACACCUACAACAUCAUACCCUCUGCGGCAACUAUGCUUUUCCAUGGCCUCUCAGGAGGCGACAUGCAUGGUGUUGUAGAAGAAAUGGACCGAAGAGGAAAAAGCGAAUCAGCAGCUAUCAGUUCGUCCAUAGAUAUGGGAGAAUCUGAAACGAACAUGCCAUGCAUGAACAGCGACAGAGUGGCACUGUGCGCGGGCUGCGGUGGAAAGAUUGCUGAUCGCUAUUACCUGCUCGCAGUAGACAAACAGUGGCACAUGCGCUGUUUGAAAUGUUGCGAGUGUAAACUCAACUUGGAAUCAGAGCUCACCUGCUUUAGUAAAGAUGGAAGCAUCUACUGCAAGGAAGAUUAUUACAGAAGAUUCUCUGUCCAGAGAUGUGCCCGGUGCCACCUCGGGAUCUCGGCUUCAGAAAUGGUCAUGCGGGCCAGGGACUUGGUGUACCACUUGAACUGUUUCACGUGCACAACAUGCAACAAGAUGCUAACAACCGGGGACCACUUUGGCAUGAAAGACAGUUUGGUAUACUGUCGGCUGCACUUUGAAACGCUGAUACAGGGAGACUACCCGACACAUUUCAAUCAUGCGGAUGUAGCUUCUCACAAAGGACUGGGCAGUGCCAAUACACUAGGACUAUCAUACUUCAACGGCGUGGGGACGGUACAGAAAGGGAGGCCCAGGAAAAGGAAAAGUCCGGGACCAGGAGCUGAUCUGGCCGCCUACAAUGCAGCACUCAGCUGUAAUGAGAAUGAUGGCGACUCCAUGGACAGAGACUCACAGUAUAGCUCCAGCCAGAAAACCAAGCGCAUGCGGACCUCCUUUAAACACCACCAGCUGAGGACCAUGAAGUCCUACUUUGCCAUCAACCACAACCCGGAUGCAAAGGACCUGAAGCAGCUCGCUCAGAAAACGGGCCUCACCAAGCGCGUAUUACAGGUCUGGUUCCAGAAUGCUAGGGCCAAGUUCCGGCGGAACCUCCUGCGGCAGGAGAACACAGGCGUGGACAAGACCCCGGACGGCUCCACACUGCAGGGGGGCACGCCCUCCGGACCCGCCUCCGAGAUCUCCAACGCCUCCAUGAGCCCUUCCAGCACCCCCACCACCCUGACGGACCUGACCAACCCCACCAUGCCCACCGUCACCUCCGUCCUGUCCUCCGUGCCAGGGGGGAUGGACGUCCACGAGUGCAGGAGCCCAUCGCAGACCACCCUGACCAGCCUCUUCUGAUGCCCAUCCCAGACCGUCAUUGCUUCCCUCCAGCCCCCUGCCCUUUAAACCUUGCCCACACCAGCUAGUCCCACAGCCCUGUCCAACCUCUGUCCACUCGGAACUAAAGCAGAGACCCAUGAUAGAGACUAAAUGGAAUAAGAAAUAAAAAAGGUAAAGAGACAGACUCUUACUUUUGCUGAGCCCAUUUUGAAUAUUUGCAUAGCGAGGCUGCCCAGCCUCACUAAAGAACAGUUGUUGUUAUUUUGUUGUUGUUUUGUCGAGAACUGAAGAGACUUGAUUUGCAUUUUUCAAUGUUUACAGAAUGAAACUGGGGAAAAGAAAACUGCUUAAUUUUUGGAAAUUCAAAUUUUCCAGCACAGUAUUUAUGUUGUUGUAUAGGAGUUACUGCUAGGAACCCUUGAAAAGGAUUGUAAAAUUAUGGGAAAUCUGAGAUUAAACACAGGUUAACAUAUACUUAAACUGCCAUGUGACAUUCCAUUUUAUUUCCAAAACACACUGUGUGUGUGUGUGUUUGUCUGUGGGUGUGUGUGUCUGUGUGUGUGUGUGUGUGUGGGUGUAUGUGUGCUAAUAUGGGUUUUAGCUAUUGAACUUUAAAUUUAAGAGUUGGCAAACUUGGAGAUAACAUACAAGCACAUUACUGUAUACGAUGUCACGAUAGCUGGGAAUCAAUUACCCAAUAAAGGUUUGGUUUUAAAACAAUUCUAUACCUCAAUUACACAUGACUGCUAAAGACACAAAGAUUACGGUUAAAAUUACUCAGCCACAAUGUUUACCUCAAUAUGACGUUUCUCAUUAAAAAUAUAUUUCAUUUUGACAGUGUAAAUGAUAUUUAGACAUAGUUUUAAUUAUUUGCCCACUCCCUGUUAGUUUACACAUGAGCUCAUAUGAGGUAGAACAUAUUGGAUCUGUUCUGUGCUGCUCUUUCCACAAUCACCACCACUAUCACUAGUUCUACAGUACCAUAACUACUGAUACUACUGUACUACUUCUGCUACAACUUUACAACUAUUCAUGUAGUAGAGCCUGCUGCUGUCCAAUGCUGUAUCGUCUUCAUGGAUCUCGUUGUGUUCCCGACACAUUUAAUUCCCUUAUUUUUU